Exophiala spinifera is the source of this 432-nucleotide messenger RNA. RefSeq lists its product as uncharacterized. The record is from RefSeq and is a predicted model, not a curated record. Gene Ontology annotation, biological process: mitochondrial electron transport, ubiquinol to cytochrome c. Bases 1 to 432 code for a protein of 143 amino acids. Lineage: Eukaryota; Fungi; Ascomycota; Eurotiomycetes; Chaetothyriales; Herpotrichiellaceae. The transcript has 3 exons.
AUGGGCAUCACAGAUUUCUUCUCGGACCUGAUGAGUUCGGUGUCGUUUGUGCAGGAGGUGCAUGCCGAAGCUCCCGCCGACGACAGCGACGACUCCAACGAAGGCGGCGAGGAGGAAUCCAAGGACGAAGAAGGUGGUGACGACAAGGAAGAAGGAGACGACGAGGCCGGCGAAGACGAAGAAGAGGAGGAAGAGGAGGAAGAGGAGGAGGAGCCUGUAGACCCCAAGCCAAAGUUGGAAGAUGACUGCGCGCGAUCCGCCCAAUGUUCAGGAUACAAGCACCACUACGACGAGUGCGUGGAGCGUGUCACCGCCGCGGCCGAGGACCCUGAUCACAAGGGGCCCAAGGAGGAUUGCGUUGAAGAAUACUUCCACCUCCAGCAUUGCGCCACGCAGUGUGCUGCUGCCAAACUCUUCAAACAGCUAAAAUAG